AAAUGUGAAAAUUUGUGAAAUUAUUAAAUAUUUCUGAACGUUAUAUUUUUAGUCUUUUGCGAAAGGGCUGUAGAGUUUGAGCAACUUAAACUAAUAAACUUUAUCUAAUUGUUCAAUUUAAUGAAAAAAAAGAAUUUAAUUUUGCACCAAUAUUGUAAAAUCAAUAAUAAACUACACUACUGUCAGCUUAAGUAACUUUUGACAGAUAGACUUAUUCCGGACACCAUUUAAACAGGUCACAUAAUAUCUUCAGUAAUAAUAAGUUUCAACUAAAAUUGUACAUCACAACAGCAUCAUGAUCAGAACAGUGACUCUCUGCCUACUAUUUACACAGAUCAGUUGCCAACAAGAGAGUUUUAAUCUAUCUGACAUAUUGAAAAUGGAAGAAACUUUUAAAGAUUCUAUAGAAUUCGUAAAGAAUAAAGUUACAGAUAAACGCGGGGUACUUUUUAUUGGCAUUGCUAAAGCUGGCAAAAGUACAUUAAUGAAUUAUGUAAUUGGUAAAAAAUUAAAGGCUGUAAGAACGCAUAAGUACGAAAAAAUAAUGAUUACACAGGAAAGCGAAGGAGACGAAGCUCCGGAAAUUGGUAACAAAUCUACAUCAUUAACCACAAUUCCAACAAAGUGGAAAUCGAACAAAAUUCCCGAUUUUACUCUGUGGGAUUGUCCUGGAUUUAGUGAUAAUAGAGAAUUAAUACAAGACGUUACUAAUGCCUUGUAUAUCUAUCAAUUGAUAAAAAGUAUUGAUGAACUAAAAUUUACGUUGGUUAUUAGUUAUGAUGCCUUUAAAGAUGAUAACAUUCAACCUUUUCUAACACUUUUAACCCAUCUUGCAACAUUGUUUGGUAAUAACUUUGAAAAUAUUUAUGACAGCAUAUCAGUCAUUUUCACAAAAGUGCCGUUCUCUGAAAAUAAGGAAGUCGUUGAUAAUGAAUAUAUUAACAGCAAAUUGCGGGAAAAAGUUGUAUUAACAACUAAACUAAAAAUGGCUGAAAGUUCUCGAAAUUUCGUCAAUUAUAUAACAAAUAAUGAAGAUAAUAUUGCCAUAUUUAGAAGACCAAAAAGAGAAGGCAAACUAACUUCUUGUAUCAAUGAUAACAUAAUGCCGGCAAUUAGAAAAACAAAGAAAAUUAACAACACCUUAAUCCAAGAUGUAAAACCAAGCUUUUCUGAUACAUCUUCUUUGUACUUGCUCGCAGGCCGGUCACAAUUACUGGACAUAAAAUUAUUUGAAAGCUUGCAACAUGUUAUGUCAAAUGUUCUACAGUCUCAUAAAGAAGUUGUUGAUAAAGUAAAGACUUCUGAAGAAGCAGUUAAUUUAAUGAGUGGUUUGAGAAACGAGAUUAUAAGUUAUAUAAACAAACUUAGAUCGUAUAAGCUUAGUAAGAAUUAUGCAUUUGAUAAUAUAGCAUGGCUUCAAGAACUGCACCGUGAUUUCAAAGAAUUCAUAGAUAGCAAUGAUCUGCUAGAAAGUGUAAAAGCAAUUUCAUUUAUCGAAUUUGUUCUGGGAAUAGACAGAGCAAUGCAAGUAACAAUAAAUGUUAAAAAUAUUAUGGAUUAUUUUGAAGCAAGUCUUGUAAAAUUAAUAUCACAUAUUGAUUACAAAGUUUAUAAAUUGUUCAUGCCUGAGGCAUAAAAUAGGCGCUUUUAGAUAGCCUUUGGAAUAAAAAGUAUCGUAAGUAACACGCGACUUAAAGGCUGCCAAUUUAUUCACAAAAAUCACCGUAAAUAAAUGUCUGCCAUUACGUACCUUGUUGCUUAAUAUACUAUUUCCAUUACCUAACAUAGUUAGAGAAAAGCGUAAAUCCGUUAAUCAUCGUUAAUUAACUGAGUUAGAAUUUUCGUUAACGAUUUAACUUUCAAGUUAAUUUUUAAAACCUUUAACUUUAAACAAGAAUAUUUUUUUUGCAACACUAACCUGUAAAAUUGAAUUUUACACACAGAAAACUGUGUGUAAAGUACUUCUUUUUAUAGCGGUGUGUAAAGUGUUACUUUACACACCGCUAGCAGUGUGUAAAGUGAUUUUCAGUGCGUAAAAAGGUUACUUUACGCAUUCUUGUGACUGUUUGAUGAGAAACAAUGAAAUAAUGCUUUUAAUUAACAAUUUACAAUCACAUUUUUUUAUUUUAGCUUCUAGAAUACUUCAUUUAACAGUUCCCCACUACACCUAAAGUUACAGUAAUAUUAGCAAUAUUGCUGCAAGUAUAGUUGUUUUAGUGUUGCAAAAAAUUUUGUAUGGCACUCGUGCGUAAAUCAGAUUAUACUUGUGUGACUUGCAGCACUCGCCUUCGGCUCGAGCUGCAAACGUCACACUCGUAUAAUCAACGAUUUUACGCACUUGUAUCAUAAAUAACUAUUUCAGUGUCCUACUAUAAUUUGCAUUUUUUACAAAAAAAAUAUUUCUAUAUAGAAAAAAUCAAUUCUUAACUAGUUCGUUUUGAUAUAAGCAAAAUACUAUUAUAAUAAUAUUACUUCUAUUAAAAUUUUACAUAUGUAAAGAGGCAUUUAAAUAACACCUAUCGUUCAAAAAAAUCGAUUCGAGUUGUUAUCAAGCCGAACCGAGACGGGUUCUAGCUUUCAUGAUGUAUCGAAAACUCGAUUGUUUUCAAAUUCUCGAAUUUGUUAAAUCUAAUGCCAGAUACGUAAACAGCAAUCUUAACAUUGGCUUGACAGCUUCAACAACCGUUUUCUCAAAAACUUUUUUUUUAUGACGAAGGUACCUUUAAACUUUCCGAAAAAUAGUUCAGAAAUAAUAAUAAUUGAGGCCUUGGAUCCAAUAACUCGCCCGACGCUCGAAGGCACGCGCUAAUAC
Molecule: messenger RNA, 2812 nt
Organism: Leptopilina heterotoma
Lineage: Eukaryota; Metazoa; Arthropoda; Insecta; Hymenoptera; Figitidae
Exons: 3
Coding region: 296-1636 (446 amino acids)
Molecular function (GO): GTP binding
Source: RefSeq, a predicted model, not a curated record